This is a messenger RNA of Sabethes cyaneus, 633 nucleotides long. RefSeq lists its product as uncharacterized. The coding region runs from base 1 to 633 and encodes 210 amino acids. The record is from RefSeq and is a predicted model, not a curated record. Lineage: Eukaryota; Metazoa; Arthropoda; Insecta; Diptera; Culicidae. The transcript has a single exon.
AUGGAGAGGGAGGACUUUGCAGCCGAAAGCCAAAAAAUUCAGAAAGCGGCUGAAUUAAAUGGGUACGACAAGAGUUUUGUGGAUAAGAUAAUCGGUAAACAUAUCCGUAAAAAACAGCGUCAAGACACCACCACUUUACAGCCGGAAAAAGAGCAAAUCCACAGAAUCAGUUUACCAUUUUACCCUAAAGUGACGAACCACAUUAGGAAAAUUCUCAAGCGGCACGGCUUCCAUGUGGUUCAUAAAAGCGGUAAUACAUUACAGGAGCUUCUAAACAAUCAAAAGGACAAAGUUCCGCCCGAAGAACGGUCGGGUAUCUACGAAAUCCCCUGUAAGGAUUGCCCAGCGGUGUAUAUCGGACAAACCCGUCGAAAAUUUAAAACUCGGCUAAAAGAACAUAAAAAAGCUGUGGAAAAUGAAAGGACCAAUGAUUCGAGUGUAGCGAUGCAUUCUAUCUGCCUCCAACAUGAAAUUGAUUGGGGGAACGCAAAGCUGCUAAAAAAUGUGAGAAAAUCCUCUCAUUUAAAUGCGUGGGAAUCGAUGUACAUCAGCACCGCCGAUCGACUUUUAAUGAAUGAAGAUGAGGCGCUCAUCUCAUCGCCUCUCUUCCAACUGACGAAAUUGAAUCUGUAG